This is a messenger RNA of Drosophila teissieri, 7897 nucleotides long. Its product is annotated as B-cell receptor CD22. The record is from RefSeq and is a predicted model, not a curated record. Lineage: Eukaryota; Metazoa; Arthropoda; Insecta; Diptera; Drosophilidae. The coding region runs from base 463 to 5940 and encodes 1825 amino acids. The transcript is spliced from 24 exons.
AUGCAGAGAACGUCGGGACAACGCUCUUGCUAUUGCUAUUGGACAUCGGACCGCUAACAGAAGCGGCCUGAAGCCAUAAAAACGCGUGUGAACGAGAGGCCAACGAAAUAUACAUAGCAUGAGUGAGCGCUUUAAAUAGAAAACGCGAAAUAACCAACUCGAAUGGAACAAUUUAUUAAAAUGUUUUCUUGUUAUUUAUGAUAAUAAAAAAUAAUCAUUUAUGUUAAUAAACCGUAAUAAUUUUUGAAGCAGUAAAAUUUGGAUAUAAUGAAAUAAUGAUUUUAUGACUGACAACGGUCUUGGAUAAAAUUGAAAAGUGAUUGUGGUACACCUAAUCAGUACACAGAAAACAUCAACGAUACUUGUACAUAUGUAUGUGCCUACCGAGGCAACAUAAAACAUUAAAGUUUUAAAAAAUUUUUAAAGAUAAUUUUGCGGUAAACUGACCUAACAAUUAACAAGAUGGGAAAUAUUGUGGUAAGACGAUCAAAAAAGGCUGUUCCCAAGUCGAAUCAACUGGAAGAUAGCAGUCCAAUAUCUCUAUCGCUGGUACUGCUGCUUUUCUUUGCGCUAGUAGAUAGCACCAGUGCACAAGUCGAUACCACCAUUAGUCAGCAAGAAAGUCAAUCAGUUGUUCUACCGUGCCCGGUUAAUGCAGAAAAGUGCGGAAAACUCCACUCACUAAAUUGGUUUAAGGGAGAUGCUCGCAUUGCUGCAAUGCUUCUCGGAGAUAGUAACGUCACGAGUGUUAAUAAAGAGUUUGACGAAAGAGUAACCGUGGAGCAAAACCCAUACAGACUAGUAAUUAAGGACUUAAAAAUAGCUGAUGAAGAUAUUUAUCUUUGUGAUACUACAUUUUUUAUACCAGAAGAAACGUGUGAUAACUUUAAUGGAUAUCGAAUAGAAUUGAGAGUCUUAGUGCCACCCACUGAGGUUGUUAUCUUGGAUGCAAAAGGAGAUCGACUCGAGAACGGCCGUGUAGUGGGACCCAUGCAGGAACGUCAGUCCCUCAAAGCUACAUGUACUGUAAGGAACACCCGACCUCAACCUGAAGUGAGCUGGUUUCGUGGAACAAAGCGUCUAACAACUUAUUCCCCCACUAAUGACUUAAUCAAUGGUCUUUAUACCUCAACACUCGAGUUGGAUUGGCAGUUGUCCCGCGAAGAUCUUGCUCAGGAUUUUGAGUGUCGUGUGAAAUCUGCAGCCAUACAAAAUGUUACUGUAACUAAGUUUAGCGUGGAUUUACAAGUUCGGCCAACUAGUAUUAAUAUUAAUGGGGUAAAACAUCACACAGUACAAGGCAGCAAAGUGGUUUUAACAUGUGACAUUCGUGGGGCGCGACCAGCAGUAAAUCUUACUUGGUAUAACACAACCACUAUAAUAAGUUCAGACGAAAACGAAAUAACUGAAGUCCGGACUAAAUCGCUGGAAAAAAGUGAUGGCACUUUUCAUACUCAAUCCGAACUCAUUUUCAAUGCCACCCGCUUUGAAAAUGAUCGCGUUUUUCGUUGUGAAGCUGAAAAUAUUGUUUUGCAAAUUAAUCGCGAAAAACCAAUUUCAUCUGCCCUCACCUUGGAAGUCUUAUAUCCCCCCGUAGUCAAAGUCAGUCCAUCUGAUAUAAUUGCCAAUACAAGUGAAAUAGUUCUUCUUAACUGUGAAUACGUUGCAAACCCUGCUUCACUGACUCAAGUUGAAUGGUAUCGCAAUGAUGAUUUGGUAAAUGUAAAUGACACGACUCAUUAUAAAGGUGGUAAUUCGGAGAAUGUGGCUCUUGUCAUCAAAUCUACCGACAAAGAGGACAUCGGAAAUUAUUCCUGUCAAUUGUCAAAUAAUAUUGGCAAAGGAACUUCUGAUCACAAAAUUAAUCUUGACGUGCAAUAUGCCCCAAGUGUCGAAAUUCUAAUGAUACCAAAGGGGCCGGUGAAGGAAAGUGAUGAAUCAAAUGUCACUCUUUUUUGCAACGUGUUGGAUGCAAAUCCUUCUGUUCUCACCAAAGUAAGGUGGUACGCCAACUCAACACUUCUUAAGGAACUUCCAGACUGCGAAGAAACAAGGGAGGACCUGUGUCACAUAGACCCAAGUAAACUCUUGUUAGAGAGUAUUGGGAGGGGCUUCUUCUACAAUUAUUCCUGUGAGGGAUUCAAUGCUGCUGGCUGGGGUCCACGGAGCGAAGAAAAAGAGCUGUUGGUACAUUACGAGCCAGGUCCUGCAACAUUAUCUCAUUUCCCGUUAAUUGCCGUUAAGAAAAAGAGUGUAACAUUCUCCUGUUCUAUAGAUGAUCCAGGAUUUCCAGAAUCAAAUAGAUUUCGUUGGCUACGAGGCGGUCGGGGUCCUGUGCAGGACAUUGUGACGAAGGACUGGACGGUGGAGCCAAUUGGUCUGGAUAAUCGGACCAACUAUUCUUGCUACGCAUACAAUGAGGGAGGCAAAGGUGUGAUGGCCACAGUAAACUUGGAGGUUCACGCACCUCCGUUUUUUAUUAGGAACUUGCCACAGUACACGGGAAUUUUGCACUCCUCACCAAAUGCAAAUUUGACUUGUCGCAUCGAAUGCGUCCCACGAUGCGACAUAUCUUGGCAAAAGGAUGGUGUGCCAAUAGAAAGGAACGAUACCCGAUAUUUUGUUAAAGAAAAAUAUAUGGAUGCCUCCCCCGCAACAGGCGAUUUUGAAAGCAUGCUAUCAGUCUUGCAUUUUAAUAUGCCAAAUUGGCCUGAUUCAAAAUUCAAUAUCGAGGAUGAUAAUGCAAACUACACAUGCGUAUCAACGGGUAAUACAGUCGGCGGAAGCAUACGGAGUCGCACCUAUUUUGGCAUUGAGUACGCACCUGAAAAUACGACGGUUUCGGAGAAAAUUGUUUAUGUGCAGGAAGGCACAAUACCAGGACGCGUCAUUUGCAAAUCUCGGGCUAACCCAGAGCCUUCAUAUGAUUGGAUUUUUAAGAACCAAACUGUAGCCAAUGGCAAUGCAUUAAUUAUUAAUACUGCCAUGACCCGAAACGAUAAUGGAACAUAUACGUGUCUUGCGUAUAAUAAGCACGGUAGCAGCAUUGCGAAAACCAUAAUUGAAGUCCAAUUUAAGCCACGUUGCGAAAUCGAGAGACAGGAAAUUGAUGACCAGGACACGCUCAUUUGUAUUGCGUACGGAAAUCCAAUAGAGGCUGAUUUUUCUUGGUCACUUAAAACCGAAAAUGAAACAGACGAAAGCUUGGGCAGCGGAAAUAAAGAAAACUCUGUGGAUAAGAGUUUUUACAUAUUGCAGACGGAUUAUGCAAUAUCCAGGACUUACAGAUGUGUUGCUAAUAAUACAGUUGGUUACGGCUCAUUUUGUGAAAUUGAAGUAGCUGAGCAACUAGCAUGGUGGCAACUCUGGGAAAAGAACACACUAAUCAUACUAGUGGCUGUAAUCUUGGGAUUAAUGUUGACCGUAAUUAUAAUAUGUUGCAUAAUUAUAUGUAUUUGCCGUCGCCGUCGGCGUCAAGAUAAAUUAAACGACAAGUCGUCUUCACUGGGGGAACCGUUGACGGAACCUGGCGAGUAUGAGAAUCUUCCAUUUCAUGGUCUGCAAACGGCACCUAACAAGUGUUCUACUACCCCUACAAAUUUUAAUAACAACACAAAUGCGGUGCGCGUUGUUCAAAGACCCAAGACACUGAUUGGAAAUAUCAAUCAGCCAUCUGUCGGCCAUUAUCAAGAUUGCCAGGCCACUCAAGAUCCACUUUUAAAUCAGCAACAAUAUUUUUGCGAUCAGGACACACAAAAUGAUCAGAGAUCACAGUACAACACAAUGCACCGCCCACCAAAUAAUGUAAAAUAUAAUCAAAGCGAAAAUAAAACAGAUUUUAAUCCUCAAGAUCAACAUAGUCCAAGCAAUGGCUUUUCUAAAAGUUACACUGAGUAUUACCAGCAGCAUCCGGAAAAAAUUCCAAUGCAAUUUCGAGCAGGAGCGUCUCAAGAAUUGAACAGCAAUUCGCUCUCUAACAUUAAUUUAUUGAAUGGCACAGAUCAUAUUCCACACUUGGCAUUGGUUAAUAUUAACCCAUUCCUGGAGGCCGCUAACUUUAAAAAAUACGAUAAAACGGGCGAAGAAUUACUUGGUAGUAUGCCACGUGCGAGACACAACAAAGGCACUUUAAACUGUGAAAACAAAUUUUAUUCGCUUAAACAUCCAGGCGGAACAAAGCUAAUAAAUCGGGCCCUGGAUAAAGACUAUUCCGAAGCUGGUACCGCAUCAUCCCCUACUGAAUAUAAAUCCCUUUCGAAAUGCAAGAUGCACAAUUCCUUUGGCUACAAUAGACAUUGCACUGUUGGCACGCACGUACAGCCGAUGCGCCUUUAUGAUCAUCCUGCUUAUCAGAACAUGGUUGUGGAGCACGUAGAUGAUCAAGUUAUAGAAUCCAAAGAUGGCGAGAUCAAUCUGACAACUGUUCAAAUGCACACUCAUCCAGGCAAAGAAAAAAUAAAAAAGCACCACCAUUGGCAUCACCAGCACCGGGAAAAAAGAGAUGAAGGUCUGGGUCCUGAUGUUCAUCAAGUGGAGCCUGAGCGCAUCAGCAUAUAUCGAAGCGACUCUGGAAUUUCCAACAGUUCUUACGAGUCACAAUUCUCAAAAUCAAAAAAGGCAACCCUAAACACAUCCUCUGGCCCAUUAGUUCGAAAGCAGGAACCCCAGAACAGUGUGUGCGAUGCGUCCUACGCAAGUAAUGUUUCUGAAAGCGAGCCACAAUUAGAUAACAAUACCACAUCGCAUCAGUACUGCACAGUGCAAAGUAUUACCUAUUCGCAUUGCAACCGCCCUCAGCCACGAAAUUGGUACGAGAAGACUACUAAAAAUGAUUUCGGGCAGCAUCAGCUUAAUCAAAAGAGCGUGGGACUGGAUUCUACGCCUUCAGAAUGCAUUAGUUCAGAUACCUCCAGCAGAAGCGAAUAUUUCAAAUCGGCGAUGCCAGCUGAGUGUAGUACUGUUCAGACACCGAAUGAGAAAAUCCAACCACUCGCUAUUAAUCCAUUUCUAGUUAAAAAUGGGAACAAUGAAGUAUACACUGGCAACAAAACCAACAAGAAACACCGACGACAAACCAUCAGCAACCUAUACGAACAUAUCCAAAGCCACCCAUAUGCAAGACCUGGCAACCUUGGUGACGUCUCCAGAAAAUUCCAGAGUACCAGCUCUGAAACCCUUAAAAUUUACAAUUCUGGCUCCAAAUCUAACACGAGUGCUCCUCAAACAGCAGCGCCAGAGCAUUCAAAAGUCAAGAACGCCGCAAAAAACAGUAGCAAAAAAAACGGGACUGGCGCCAAUAGAGAACAUUAUGACGGAGUGCCAGCUUUAAAUAAGUUACACGCGUCAAGACUAGGUUCUCUAGCCGACUUCAAUGAUUUUCCGUCCGAGGUAUAUUCGAGCGCAUUAGUGGGUAAUCCCGCAGAUGUCCAGUAUGAUUGCCUAGUGGUGCAAAGGCCUAUGCGCAUGCCGUUGCGAAAACAUCACACCUUCCAUUUCCAAAGCACUCAGACAGCCAAUGGCAAGCUACAACAGCUGCGGGAGCGACUGCAACUUCAGCUACACGAAAGUAGGAAGCUCGCUCAAAAUGAGUUUCCACCGGCUCUUGAUGCGCUGGAAUUAAAUGAAAAGCAUGCCUUCAAGCCCAUUUCCCCAAUACCUACAAUCAGCAAUUUGGCAGUGCCGAGUACAAGGGAAAAGAAUCAAGACGAUUCAUCGCAACUUGAUUCUGCAAGUUACUUGAAAGGGGCAGAAGAUGAUGAAGACCUUGGAUACAGUUUCUGUGAAGAGGAAUGCAUUGUAGAAAACGAUAUAAAUCCCACCUCGGACAAUCUUAUUACUGCCCCGGACAACAGCUCCUGUACAUCGAAGGCUGUUGAAAACACGAAUGAAGGUGCUCUUAAAUACUUUAUGUCGCAAAGUAGUUGUGAAGUGCAUAUUUAGGUAUUUAAAUAAUCAAGACGAAUAAAGCCUAAGUGACGCAUCAAGGUAUUUUAACUUAAGUAUACCUAAAAAAAACAUAUUUAUACUCUUAAAUCAAAAAAAUUUAAUAUUAUUCGUGAAAAAAAACCAAUAAAACUAAGCUGUAUUGUGUCAGGAUGUACAAUACAUUUAAUACUCGUUACUCGUAGGUUAAAAAUGUAUCUAAAUUCGAUAACAAAUGGUGUGACGGUGUUGUUUUCGUUUAUAUUUGCUUUUUUUUGCAAACUUAUUGCGUUAUUUAUUGUGAAACUAACAAUAAUUAUUCAAAUCCCAUUAUAUAACUUAUAUUAAUUACAAUUUGAAAUAAUUGUAUUAGUUAUAGACGGCUCUGACAGCUAUAUUUUUAAAUGUCGCAUUAGCAUAUGAUCGAGUGUGGCUAGAAGUUAAAAAACUGAUUGGUCUGUAGGAUGAGGGUUGCUUUUUGUUUUUAAAUGGCUUGGGAAUCAUCACUAUGACCGCCUUUCCCCACCUUUGGGGAUAGUAUAAAAGUUUUUUAAUAGCGUUGAAGAGAUGGCAUAAGGUCUGAACCGCACACGGUGCGAGCUCUAAAUCAUUUUUGGUGUCACCAAGUCGUGACCAGUUGAUUUUUUGGGCUUAAGAUGUUUUAUGAUAGAUGCUAUCUCGCUUUGGCUAACUGUUAUUAAAUUUAUUGGUGGCAAGUUGUUAGUUACUGCAGGUAGGACAAGCUAGCAGAAUUUGGUUGGAAUAAUUUCUGAAGGUGAUCCCUCGUGGAAGGGAGAGAGGCCUGUGGAAGGACUGUUUCUGCUGGUGACUGAAUAUUUUUGUGUGCUUUCCACAAAGGGUUCUUUUUGCUGGUGGGUGAUAAUUGUCGAUGUAUGCUGGGCGUUUGCUUCCCCAAGCUUAAGUGCCCUACGUCUACGUGUUCCUAUUUUAAGCUGUUAUUUAGCCCUUGGGGAUCUGUGAUUUUGCCAUUCUCUUCUAAGUCUUCGUUUUCAAGUACUAGAUGUUCGAUUUCGCGAUUAGUCUUGCUACGAUUGGUCGUAUUGCGAGAGUUUGGAGGUGUAGUGGCCUUGGCCGCAGCAAAAAGUCUUUCCUCCAUCGAUUCGGCCAGACGGUCCUCAUCUGUAAACUCUGUUUGGUUUCGUGUACCUUGCCCAGUUGGUCCGGCUGCCUGUCAGUCUGUAGGGCCACUCAGUUAUAUGUUGUCGAUGCCUGAGAAGAACUGAAGAGUGAUCAGAUGAUAGUUCUGCAAGUGACUCUGCUGUAAUAUUAUUUCUUGGGAUCUUUCUUGUUGUGUUGCAAAGUCAAUGAGAUCCGGGAGCUUAUUUGGAUCUGCUGACCAGUAUGUAGGUCUUCUCGGAGUCACACAAUCGAGCAUAUUUCGCGGCUUAAUGAGGAAGUUGAAAAGUUGUUUUGCCCUUUGGGGUCAAAAGGCGUGAUCCCCAGUUCGUGUGCUUGGCAUUGUAGUCACCGGCCGCUAUGAAUCGCUCACCGAGUGAGUUGAAAAAUUCCAACAAUUGGUCCUCAGAAACUAUAAAACAGAGGUGGGACUGCGGCCAGAGUGACGGGGCCGUUCCUGGACGGCAUGUUUAUAGAAGUGAGUUUCAGGUAGGCUAGGAUUGGUGCUAUGUGUAGGAGGGGGUGCCGUGUAAUACGGGCCCGAUUGUGGCGAUUGUGAGUCACAGUUCGCUGUUUGACUUUCGCCGCAGUUGCUGCACAUUUUUACCGAGAUGUCUUCCUUCUUGUUAUGGCAGUUCGCUGAGCUAUGAGCUACACUACCUUUGUGUGGCCAUAUUCUUGGCAGUUAGUGCACUGCACUGGGCGCUUGCUACUCUUCUACUGUGAUACACCGACGCAGUAGGAGCUGUAUCUUGUAGAUUUGGUAAACUUAAUUGUUUUCAUUAUCUGGCUGUCUGGCUCCAACUCGAUAUUGAACAUUGGUUGUUUUUUCAUAUUU